Messenger RNA from Lodderomyces oxycetoniae, 393 nucleotides. RefSeq names its product Soh1p (gene SOH1). The transcript has a single exon. Gene Ontology annotation, molecular function: transcription coregulator activity. The record is from RefSeq and is a predicted model, not a curated record. Gene Ontology annotation, cellular component: core mediator complex; mediator complex. NCBI's taxonomy places the organism in Eukaryota, Fungi, Ascomycota, Pichiomycetes, Serinales, Debaryomycetaceae. The coding region runs from base 1 to 393 and encodes 130 amino acids. Gene Ontology annotation, biological process: regulation of transcription by RNA polymerase II.
AUGGCGGAAGUGGACAACAACAACAAUAAUAAUAAUGGUUGCUCCAGCAAUAAUAUCUCUCCUGAAAAGCAUCAGGAACAAACUCAAUACGAAAAACUAAUCACAUCAUUACCUCUGCGGUGGGAAAUCGAAUUAGAAUUUGUCCAAUCAUUAUCAAACAUCCCCUACGUGAAUUACCUUGCUCAGAAUAACUAUCUACAGGACACUCGGUUUAUAAAUUACUUGAAAUAUCUAGAAUACUGGACCAAGCCAGAGUAUUCCAAGUUUUUAGUAUACCCCAACUGCUUACAUAUUUUGAAAUUGUUACAACUGGAGAAAUUCCGCAAGGAUAUUGUUAAACCUGAAGUUAUGAAUGUUUUAAUGAAUGAUAUGGUAAAAUUAUGGCAGGAGUAG